CUUUUUCAUCUACAUCACCGCCGCAGCCGAAACCCUAUUUCCAUACCUAAAGCCAUGACGCUCCUCGACUCCAUAAUCCGCGCGAUGGCGGCAGCCGACGCCGGCGAAGUCUCCUUUUCGCCCACCGUUCCCAUCAUUCUUAACUCUGAUGACAUAUUUCCCACCUUAAAACCCGAAUCUGAAUCCCCUACCUCCCUUCCCAUCCUCCGCGUCUCCGGUUGGUCCAUCUCCGCAACUGACUCCAACAUCAUCAAAUUAACCUCCAAAUUCUCCAAAACCCUGAAAAAGAAGCUAAAAAAAUCCCUCGACCGAGCUGAAUUCCUCAAACUCCUGAACGCCUUCCUGCAAAGCAUCGGAGAUAAUCUCGGCCUUGGUUUCAAUCCCGAGGCGUAUAGUCAUCUCAGCUUUGAUUUUUCGAGGUUUGCGAUUGAGAAAGUCGGGUUUUUUAUCGGCCAGGAGGUAGCGGGUUUGAUUAUUGAUGCUUGCGUCGUUCUGGAGUUGUUCGAGUUGGUUGAAACCCUAAUCGUGCACGGACUUGUCGGUCAUUUAUACGCGACGAAUCUGGUGGAGAAGCUCCUGGAACAUAAUCAAGCUAGAUUGCUUUGUUUAUCUGUUAAGCACAUUUCGGAUCUUCGUCCUUCCGAGCUUCUUGUUAUACUGAGAUUCUUCUUGUCUCCUUCAGAUAAUAAUUCUUAUGAUAGUUUUCUGGGAGUGAAAAAGGAAUGGGAAAGGCAAGCUUUGUUAGCUAUCGAGAAGGCCACAAACAAGGCCGUGCCUCAGAAAGCUGCAACCUUGGCUAGAGAAGCAUCUAUUUUGCUAAUGUUGGCGCAUGAUGGGUUCUCGCCUGCUGAAUUAUGCUUGCAUUAUGUGUUUGGGAGUUCUGAAAUGGAUCGUUUGGUGCUAUCUUCUGUGAUUUCGAAGCUUAGUGGAAGGGAAAUCUUGGGCUUGAUUAGAUAUUUUGGCAAGUGGUUGAAGAAGUAUGAGAGGUUUCCUGAGGCAGUUCCUUGCCCGCAGGCAAAGUCAUUGUUGAGCUUAAGUGCUUGUGAGGAUAUUCCUUCAUUCGAUUCAGUCGUGAGGGCAUUGGGUUUGAUUUUGGAUGAACAUUUCUCUUAUUUGGUUCUGAAUUCAGAGUUCCAUGAUGAGAUGAGGGCAAUGCAGAAAGUUGUUAGUGAUUUGGCAUCAUAAGCUGAAAUUUUUGGGUGAAAACUCUGUUGUUUAAGCUUUUCUGUUAGUUUUUUUAUCAAAUUUUGUAUGGCUUGUAUUGCUUGGUUUGAUGUAUGAAUGCUUUUGAGAUAGCUCUUCCUUGUUUAUUUUAUGUGAUAACUUUGAUUGAUUACAUGUUUUUUGCAGUGGCUAACCAUAAUGUUUAAGGAUCAAUCAAAGCUAUAAUGUUUCCUUUGAUUUGCGAGAGGGGGGCAUUGUUAUCUCCUGCAGACAGCAUGCGAUAUAGGGUAUGACUGAUCUUUUUUUUUUUUGAACGGGUAUCCACCUGUUGCCAGCUGCCACCCUGAAAGGGCGCUUGGCAGCGUGACUGAUCUUCGGCUGACCUAGAAGAGGCAACCACCCCAGAAACCUCCUGGCCUGCACUUGAUUGGGUUUCACUUGCUGCUCGAGGGGAAUCGAGCUUGGAUUGGGGGUUCUCAACUGCACUCCCCCACCAACCAACCAAGCUAAGUUUCAUUUUUUUCCAGUUUGUUGUGUUGUUGUUUGCUUGUUUUUGGCUUCUUCUAGGAACAGAAGAGAGGUAGAGUAGUCCUGUUACCCACAAGGCAUGUUUAGUUUUUGCAUUUGUUGAUAAGACUUGCUAUCUAGAUGCUUCUUAAAAUUCAUUUUUUCAGUAGUUUCAUUAUAUUUUCACAAACUACAUUAUCUUAAUCCUUCCUCUUUUUUAAAAUGAUGUGUUGUUAUUGCUUCA
Molecule: messenger RNA, 1915 nt
Organism: Dendrobium catenatum
Lineage: Eukaryota; Viridiplantae; Streptophyta; Magnoliopsida; Asparagales; Orchidaceae
Exons: 1
Coding region: 55-1185 (376 amino acids)
Source: RefSeq, a predicted model, not a curated record